Molecule: messenger RNA, 978 nt
Organism: Rubroshorea leprosula
Lineage: Eukaryota; Viridiplantae; Streptophyta; Magnoliopsida; Malvales; Dipterocarpaceae
Source: the annotation of a GenBank genome assembly
CUUACCCUCCGUUUCUCGCUUCAGAUGAAAUCCCAGCCUCUGAUUCUCGCUUCCGACGAAGAUUCAUCCUCAUCCUCUCAUUUUGAUGGUGAGUUUCUUCCAAGAACCCUAUGAUGAGCAAGAUAGACUGAGGGAUUGAUUGUAAUAAUUUCUUUAGGUCAGUUUUCCCAACUUGGAAACAUUGAUUAUUUUCUACUUUGGAAAACAUGGGAAGAAAUGACAACCAAUCCUCUUCCUCUAAUGAUGAGGAAAAUCUUGCAUCUGCGCAAUGUGGAUCAGGUUUGUGAAACCGGAAAACACUGAAGUUACUUUGAUGCAUCAAAUUGAAGAAUUUAGUAUCAUCUUUGGUAUCUUUCCGUAGUUUGAUAACUUUAGAGGUGCCAAGAUCUCAUGAAUUAGAAAAUUUAGUAACUCAAUAGCUAACAGCAUGGAACAACUCAAAAGAAUGACCAUAAUUGGUUGCAAGAAGAUAGAAGAAGUCAUAGCAUAUGAGGACGAAGAAGUGGAGAAUAAAAUUGAAUUUAAACAACAGAAGUCCCUUAGACUCUAAUGAUUACCAAGCCUCAAGAGUUUCUGCUCAAGGAAUCACUCCAUCAGUUUCCCAUAUAUGAAUGAAUUGGUUGUAAAAGAAUGCCCUAAAUUGGAGAUUUUCUCUGAUGGUGAGACAUACACUUCAGAGCUGGAAAAAAAGCUUAAUGCAGAUGACCUCAAUGCCACCAUAAAAACGCUUAAUGCAGAAAAGAGGGACACUUUGGAGGAGUUAGGGUAUCUCCAUUGGAAUUUAGCUAACCUUUGGGCUCCACUAUCCGCUGAAGGUAUAUGAGUGUCAUCUUCAAUUUGAAAGGCUUUUGAUUCAGAGUGUAUUGAAAUCAUAGCAGGUUUUAUUCUCCUCCAUUUCUAGUUUUCUGCUCUGCUAACAUUUAUUUUCCCAUUGGUUUGGAUGGUAUCUGAGAUACUGAUUAAACAUUCAUGUAGUCA